GUAGCUGUUUUCUUUUUCCUGUUCUAGACUUCCAGGCAACCACAUACAGCUCCAAGAGAUCUGCAACACUCACUCCAUUUCCCACCACAUCCUAUCAGCGCUGCAGCAGAGGCUGUAAAGACUUCAACAUCUGAAAAGAGGUGCCUGGCACCUGAACCCAGUCAACAGCCUGCCGGCAGGGAGAAGAGGAGUGAAGUAAAAGGUCCGAAUGUGGUGAAAUGCGUGACUGAUACAUCUCCCAUCAUUAAAACCGGUCUGAUGCCACCGCCACCUCCACCCCAGCCAAAAGGUGGAAACACGGUGAGAACUGGGGUAACCAGAGGGAGACAGCCGCAUCCCAUCACUGUACCCAGUGAGGCAAAGCAACCUCCAAGGAAGAAUUCUGGAGUAGUCUCCAGGUCCCCAGUACGCAGCGGCGUGUUUGUCACCAUGGCCUUUGUGGGGGAAAGUUUCUUUUUACCUGGCCAGUACACUGAUGGCAGAAAUGAAAUCGCAGUCUAUCAGCAGCACUGUGGAGGGGAAGUCCUGUGUGUAUACAAAGGCAGCCUGUUGGAAGGAGAGACCUUUCAGUUCAUGUCAAGGAAGCACCGAGGUUUCCCGUUCAGCCUCACCUUUUUUGUCAAUGGGCCACAAGUGGACAGAUUGAAAUGCUGCUGUGAAUACAACCAGAGGCCCUCCGCGGUGAAAAGCCGAUAUGGACACUUCAGACUUCUCAGUGUGGAGGGAGCAUCUCCUUGCAACAGGUGUGUUAUUGCAGCGCACCUGGACAAAAAGUCAGUGCCACCCAAGGAAAAGAUGGAGGAGGACUGUGAGGAAAAUCCAGGGGAGACGGCGGGGUGGAAAAGUACCAGACAGAGCCUCGUUUUACUGGAGAAGUACCGGAAGGACCUUUGUUUUGGCGGGAAGAGGAGGAAUGGAAAAACACCAGAGAACCCCCCCUCAACAACACCAGAGAAUCUGAGAAGAUCCAAGAAACUCCACUAUGCUUCCGUGGACUAA
Athene cunicularia (burrowing owl) is the source of this 999-nucleotide messenger RNA. RefSeq names its product glutamate-rich protein 3-like. Lineage: Eukaryota; Metazoa; Chordata; Aves; Strigiformes; Strigidae. The transcript is spliced from 6 exons. Bases 259 to 999 code for a protein of 246 amino acids. The record is from RefSeq and is a predicted model, not a curated record.